UCUCAUCGUGCUCGUUUUGAUCAGCUCAAUCACCAACUCGUUUUGUCUUUUAUUCAAUCAGCUGCCAACAUCCUCCUGUCAGAGAACGGUGAUGUAAAACUGGCAGACUUCGGUGUCGCCGGUCAGCUCACGAAAACCACCAAAAAACGGGUCACCUUCGUCGGCACUCCAUUCUGGAUGGCUCCCGAGGUCAUCAAGCUCUCCUCCUAUGAUGACAAGGUUGGUCACUGCCUACAGCGUGUUGUUUUGCUUAUCUCAGUAUUUCCUCUCUUCCUAUCUGUCUAUCAAUCGCAUUCAUUUGUCCAUUGCAGAUUUGAAAGAGAGAUACGCUUUAUGUUGAAAGAUACCAUUCCAAAAUUUUCAGCAAAAACGUCCUCCAUUCACAAGGAAUACAACUAG
This is a messenger RNA of Dibothriocephalus latus, 399 nucleotides long. The record is from the annotation of a GenBank genome assembly. NCBI's taxonomy places the organism in Eukaryota, Metazoa, Platyhelminthes, Cestoda, Diphyllobothriidea, Diphyllobothriidae.